AUGUCGCUUACCUCCACAGACAUUGAUCAGAGAGAACUGAUGUAUUGUUUCACUGCCAAGAAUGAAAUAUGGAAUCAGGCCCUAUUAGUAAAGAGAAGCUACAGUUUUCAAAUUCUUUCUUCAAUUUUAGAAAGCUGUACAUCUGCCGAAGUUGUUGCCGCUGUUGAUGUGAACACUCUUGCCAAUGAAGUUUAUAAGCACAACUUCCCCAGCACACCAUUGUGGGCAAAGACAAUUGAGGGCAUAACAGUGAAAGAAUUUGACAGAUUAUCUUUUGAUAUGAUUUUGAUGAGUCCUCCCUGUCAGCCAUUUACGAGAAUUGGCCUGCAAGGUGAUGUAUCCGAUCCACGGACAAAGAGCUUUCUCUAUAUCCUUGAUAUUCUCCCAAGGCUCCAGAAGCUUCCAAAAUACCUACUUUUAGAAAAUGUUAAAGGAUUUGAAUCCUCUUCUGCGAGAAAUGAGCUUUUGCGAACACUAGAAGCAUGUGGAUUUAAAUAUCAAGAAUUUCUCUUGUCUCCAACCUGUCUUGGCGUUCCCAAUUCUAGGCUGCGGUAUUUUCUAAUUGCGAAGCUUCACCAAGAACCGUUUUCCUUUCAAGCUCCUGGUCAGAUUUUGACGAGAUUCCCAGACCAGGAUCUAGAAGACUUACUCAAGGACAAAGUUGCUGACAAAGUGGGUGAAGCUGGUUCUUCCUUGUCUUCUGAAGAGAAGAAGCUGUUUCCAAAUAUUGGUCUUGAUUGCGGCAGCAAGAAGAGUUUACCAAAAGGGGCUUUUCUUUUUAAGCUUGAAACAGUAGAAGAAAUGGAAAGGAAACAUGGUCAGGACAAUGAUUCCUCUAUUCAAAUGCUAAAAGAUUUCUUGGAAGAGGAAAAUGAAGAAAUGAGACAGUAUUUCUUACCACCGAAGUCCUUACUGCGCUAUGCUUUCUUGUUAGACAUUGUUAAACCCACCUGCCGGAGAUCCACAUGCUUUACAAAAGGGUACGGACACUAUGUAGAGGGGACAGGCUCAGUUCUGCAGACAGCAGCAGAUGUACAGCUUGAAUCGGUGUUUAAACGCAUUGAGGAGUUGCCAGAAGAAGAGAAGCUUACAAAAUUGUCAACGCUAAAACUGAGGUACUUUACUCCAAGAGAAAUAGCAAAUCUUCAUGGAUUCCCUGUGGAAUUUGGCUUUCCUGACAAAGUGACAAUAAAGCAACGCUAUCGUCUUCUGGGAAACAGCCUCAAUGUACGUGUGGUGGCAAAAUUGAUCUGUGUUCUGCUUGAGUAA
Leptosomus discolor (cuckoo roller) is the source of this 1269-nucleotide messenger RNA. NCBI's taxonomy places the organism in Eukaryota, Metazoa, Chordata, Aves, Leptosomiformes, Leptosomidae. The record is from RefSeq and is a predicted model, not a curated record.